Molecule: messenger RNA, 2101 nt
Organism: Cuscuta campestris
Lineage: Eukaryota; Viridiplantae; Streptophyta; Magnoliopsida; Solanales; Convolvulaceae
Source: the annotation of a GenBank genome assembly
UGCAAAAUUUACCAUGUCACACAAGGCGUAAUUCCAAAACCCACUCCAAUGCCGUGCAUGACUCAUGGCAAUCAUCACCCUAUUCACGGUCCCCUUUAUGGCAGUCAGAUAAUAUAUCCACCAUCCUCAAGAGUGAUGCAUCGUUGUUGCGCCGACCCCAAAUCAUCAUUACAAAGUAUCUAAACAAAAUUUGAAGGAAAUAAAAUUCAAUUAAAGAUCGAGGGAGAACCCGCUCACUUUUGAAAUCAAAGGCUUUGAGGGAGGGAGAUGGAGGUGGGGCGGCGUGGCAUGGAUGCAGCAAAAAAUCUGAGAGUGUGUGUACAUGGAGGCGGCUAUAACGCUACGAUUUGGUGACGGCGUCACAAUUGAAUGGAUUGUGGAAAGGGAUGAGCGAAUCUUUGACAUCGGCAAAAUGGGGUUGAACGCUACAGCUGAGCAGCGAGUCUUUGAAGCUACUUCGACGAAAGUCAACACUCCCAAGAUGGCGGAGGGAGCAGCAGACCACCGCACAGAGCCACUUCUCCGGCGGCAGUGGUGGGGGAGUAGCCGCCUUUCCACCCUCCCGUUGACUAACUCACUCCGCCUGAAAACCUCUAUACUCGCCGAGAUCGGAGGAUCUGUCGGCGACCUCGGCACCUACAUCCCAAUAGUCCUGGCGCUCACUCUGGUCUGCAAUCUCGACCUCAGCACAACCCUGAUCUUCACCGCCGCCUACAACAUCGCCACCGGCCUGAUCUUCGGCGUCCCCAUGCCCGUCCAGCCCAUGAAGUCCAUAGCCGCUGUGGCCGUCUCCGAAUGGCCUCACCUUACUCUCGCCCAGAUCGCCGCCGCAGGCCUGUCCACCGCCGCCGUCCUUCUCGUCCUCGGCGCCACCGGCCUCAUGUCUUUCAUCUACCGAUUCAUCCCCCUCCCGGUUGUCCGCGGCGUGCAGCUCUCCCAAGGCCUCUCCUUCGCCUUCUCCGCCAUCAAAUACAUCCGGUACAACCAAAACUUCACCACCACCUCCGCCAGCACCGCCGCCCCCAGAUCCUGGCUCGGCCUCGACGGCCUCAUCCUCGCCCUAGUCUGCCUCUCAUUCAUCGUUCUAACCACCGGCGCCGGCGAAUCGGUCGACGAAUCUGAAAAUUCCGGCCACAGAACCGCCGAAGAUCAGCGCAGAUUAAACCGCCGACUGAAAAAUCUCUCCAGAAUUCCGUCCGCUCUAAUCGUGUUCAUACUCGGAUUAAUCCUCUGCUUCAUCCGAGAUCCAUCAAUCAUACACCAAAUCAAGCUAGGUCCAUCAAAAUUCAGACUCCUCAAAAUCACCCGCGAAGAUUGGAAAACCGGAUUCCUCCGGGGAGCGAUUCCACAGAUUCCAUUAUCAAUUCUAAACUCGGUGAUCGCAGUCUGCAAGCUAUCAUCAGAUCUGUUCCCGGAAACCUCCGCAGCAUCGGCGGCGAGAGUCUCGAUCAGCGUGGGGCUGAUGAACAUGGUGGGGUGCUGGUUCGGGGCGAUGCCGUGCUGUCACGGCGCGGGAGGGUUAGCCGGACAGUACAGAUUCGGGGCCCGGAGCGGUGCGUCGGUGGUGUUUCUCGGGGCGGCGAAGCUGGCGGUGGGAUUGCUGGUCGGGAAUUCGUUGGUUAGGGUUCUGAGCGAGUUCCCAAUUGGGAUUCUUGGGGUUCUUCUGCUGUUUGCAGGGGUAGAAUUGGCAAUGGCUUCCAGGGACAUGAACAGUAAGGAAGAGUCAUUUGUGAUGCUGCUCUGUGCUGCCAUUUCUCUCACAGGGUCCAGUGCUGCAUUGGGCUUUGUUUGUGGGCUUUUGCUGUUUUUAGUGAUGAAAAUUAGGUACUUGGGCUGCUCUGGUUCCGGCCACGCCCGGCCUCAUUGGGCCUGGCGUCAAGCCGCGUCUUCGGCCCAACAAGAAUGAAUCGGAUUCGUCCAAGAAUAGAGCUCGGGAAAUCCCACAUUGCACACCACUCUCUACAACAUAAGGGGUCCUCCUGGCAUGUUUGAUUCCCCAAUGUAUAAUACUACUACACGAUCUUAUUCGAAGUAUAUUUGAAAUGGCCCGGUUUCAUGUGACAUUCACUUUCAAUCGCAUGACUCGGGAUUCUAACGAUAU